AUGGAUUGGGAGUGCCAGAAGACGCUGAUGGUGGAAUCGGACUCGGCGACGGAUAGGAGAAAUUUGAGAAUGUUGUCCAAACCGGUGACUCGGAGGAAUGAGAACUCGGAGCGCGAGGGUUACCUCCCUGUAAAGUCUUUGCUUGUCGAGCGAUUCAAACAGAGAUUUGGCAAAUACCUUUUGAAAUGGCCUGAAUCUAUGUAUUUUCCUGCAAUUUCCUUUGCCAUUGAACAGAAAAAACUCUUGGACAAAAAUAGUGAAAAAAGGGGUAAAAAGUAUUGCAUAACCUGUGGCUCACAAUUUGAUGCAGAAGAAAUAGGAUUGUGCUGCAAAGAAGUAUACAAGAGUGAUAUUGAUUCGGCUCAUUUCCACACUGUAAGCACAAUACAACACAAGGGACUGAACCGCUAUCAAUAUCACACCAUGUCUACUUCUCACAAUCAUGUAAUCGGCCGGGGGAUAAUUUACUUUAAGGACAAGAUCUCUAAUUCAAGUUCCAACGUUGAAAAGCUGCCAAGUAUAGGGAUUUUUGGCUUUCAUGUCUUGUGA
Molecule: messenger RNA, 549 nt
Organism: Fraxinus pennsylvanica
Lineage: Eukaryota; Viridiplantae; Streptophyta; Magnoliopsida; Lamiales; Oleaceae
Source: the annotation of a GenBank genome assembly